Messenger RNA from Cavenderia fasciculata, 1629 nucleotides. It is a transcript of the gene plbC, whose product is annotated as phospholipase B-like protein. The transcript is spliced from 3 exons. The record is from RefSeq and is a predicted model, not a curated record. Gene Ontology annotation, molecular function: glycerophospholipase activity. Lineage: Eukaryota; Evosea; Eumycetozoa; Acytosteliales; Cavenderiaceae. Gene Ontology annotation, cellular component: extracellular region. The coding region runs from base 1 to 1629 and encodes 542 amino acids. Gene Ontology annotation, biological process: phospholipid catabolic process.
AUGAAAUUAAUAACAUUAGUCAAUACACCACCACCACCAACACCAACACCUGUACCACCAACACCACCUACUACACCAAUACCAACAUUUUCAAUCAAGUUGUUAUCAAAUGGAGGACAACAAUACUCUGUCUAUGCAGGUAAUGAUUCGUCAGCAAUCGCACAAGCAGCAUUUACCAAUCAAAUGUCAGCUAUUGGAUGGGCCUAUCUAUCGAUUACUACCAACCCAAAGUUUGAAGACGACCAACAAGCACGUGCUGCCGGUUUCCUCGAAGGCUAUAUCUCUGCAGAGAUGAUUUGGCAAACAUGGUACAAUAUCUAUGUCAACGAAUACAACAAUGCAUCAGUACCAGAGGCCAUUACUGAUUGGGCCGACUCUAACAUCUUAUACUUUGAACAACAAAUCCAAAACAAUCCAACCGAUGAAUACUGGACUCACAUUGGACUCGUUUGGACACAAUUACUCGGUAUGGUCGAUGGUUACAAUGCUGCCAUUGGUGACUCUUCCCGUCAACUCACAUACAUGGAGUUUACUCUAAUCAAUAUGGAUGCCGAUCUUGGUGACAUUGCUCCAACCCUUAACCUCACCCUCGCCGAGUAUCGUCGUACUCGUCAUCUUAGUAAUCUACCAGACCGUCUCAAAAAAACUGAUCAUUGUUCAGGUUUAAUUAAAUUAACUGAUGAUUUAACUGAAUUAUAUGCUGCACAUACAUCAUGGUCAUCAUAUACAACAAUGUUAAGAAUAUUUAAAUCAUAUAAUUUCCAAUAUUCAAAUCCAGCCAAAUCAAAAUUAACUAUUUUCAGUGGCUAUCCAGCUACACUUGCCAGUUUAGAUGACUUUUAUUUGUUGGAUACUAGAUUGGUGGUACUAGAGACGACCAAUGGAUUAAACAACAAUAAUUUGUAUCAUCUCAUUACACCACAGUCCAUCUUGACUUGGAUGCGUGUCAUUGUAGCCAAUCGUAUGGCUUCGGGUGGACGAUCGUGGAGCCAGGUAUUUGAAAUUGAAAACAGUGGUACCUACAACAACCAAUGGAUGAUUGUCGACUAUAACAAGUUUAUCCCAGGUGUACGUGUCCAAGACGGUACACUCUAUGUGCUCGAACAAGUACCAGGCUACAUUGAAUAUGCCGACGUCACCAAUGUACUUCGUACUGGGUACUGGCCAAGUUACAACUUGCCCUACUUUGAAACCAUCUUUAACAUGUCGGGUUUCAACGACGAGGGAUCUUCAUCCGACUAUGAAGCCUAUGAAGAAGAUGCACGAUCACAAAUCUUUAGACGUGAUGCCAACAGUGUCUACUCACUCACCGAUUUCCAAGCCAUCAUGCGAUACAAUGAUUUCCAAAACGAUCCUCUUUCACAUGGUGACGCAGCUAAUCAGAUUUCAAGUCGUUUUGAUCUCAACACUCCCACUUCACAAGACUAUGAUGCUUUUGGUGGUGUCGACAGUAAGGUCACCUCGUUGGCUCUAGUAAACCAGCUCUUGGUACUCGGUCAGUCUGGCCCUACCCACGACCAAGAACCUCCCUUCCAAUGGUCUUCGGCCAACUGGACUGCCAUGUACCCAACCAUCGGUAUGCCCAACCUCUAUGACUUUAGCUGGGUUGUUUUUUCAGAUUCUUCUUAA